Sordaria macrospora k-hell is the source of this 1557-nucleotide messenger RNA. RefSeq lists its product as uncharacterized. NCBI's taxonomy places the organism in Eukaryota, Fungi, Ascomycota, Sordariomycetes, Sordariales, Sordariaceae. The record is from RefSeq and is a predicted model, not a curated record. Gene Ontology annotation, biological process: cell division. Gene Ontology annotation, cellular component: plasma membrane.
AUGGCAUCGAGUCACAACGACCCCAAGCUGCUCUACGCCAUCAACGGCGUAUCAGCAUACCACAUUGCCAAUGGCAAGGAGGAAUCCUUAACGCCCGCCGGGCCACAAACCCUCUCCUUGCUCAUGGUACCAACAAGCUCUGCCUUUGCGGACCCGGCACUCGGCACAGAGAACGCAGAGCAGGACUUCUACUUGCACCUUCACCUCCCGCCUGAGCUCGAUCUUCCUCUUCCCGCGACUACUCAGAUCUACCACCAACCCCCUACGAGCUACCUGAUUCCUAGAUGGGAUCUCGGACCCGAUAGUGGUGCUUUUACACGGAUCGAGUUCCCCUCGGUCGAAAGCAGGAAGGGCAUUCAGGAGGAUGUGGACACCUUUGAGACGAUCCUUGCGCAAUGCACUGCGUUUCUUGAACGCGCACCACCCCCGGCGAUGAGCCAAAGGACCAACAAGAGCAGCGGUGAAAAGGGUGGCACAACCACAUCACCAAGGUCCAAGGGAGGGGUAACAGAGGACUUGCCGGCAUAUAACCCCGGUGACUAUAGGCCUGGAGAGGCAUAUGCUCAGGGAAGCCGAAGCAACCCCACGCCAGGACAAAUCGUGCUCAUUGAUGAGGACGACGGUAGCGUCAUUGGCGAGUUGUCUGAGGGCUACCAAGUUCAUGAAGAUAGCAUGUUGAAACCUGGAUCAAAAGACCCGGUUGAGAUUACGCUCCCGACUUCGCCCAACGGAAGGAUCAACGUUGCUCCCGCCUCGCCCGAAUUACUCGAUGCCGAACUUCACCCUGCCUAUAAGAAGUCCUUUCUUGUUUCGAAUGCAUCCGCCGCCUCGCGGUUUAUCAUCACCGGCUCCGACAUGCUUGCCAAGCUCCUGCAGAACCAAGCCGAUAACUACACUAGAAGGUCACAACCAGCUGCUGAACCCAUGAAAUUCAAGCCAGCCACCCGCGAACACAUUCGCCGUAUCAGCCACUUUACCGGAAACGCAGCUGUUUUGUCGGCCAAAACUGUAGGACAGAUUGGCAAGUUUGCACAGAAUUUUGGCGCCAACCUCGGCGGUCGCGGGCCUAGAAAGUCUGGUACCAGGGGUUUCGGGCCGGAUGGGCAGCCGAUGGAUAACUACAAACCGGGACUGCUGAACAAGAGCUUCAUGGCGUUUUCGACGGUCAUGGAUGGCGUGGAGCAGGCAGGCCGACACUUGCUUGCGUCAACUUCAGAGGCUGCGACAACGGUGGUUGCGCACAAGUGGGGUCCGGAAGCUGGCGAGAUAUCGAGGAGCGUUGGUGGUGGCGUGAAAAACGUCGGUCUAGUCUAUAUUGAUGUUACCGGUGUUUCGAGGCGUGCGAUUCUCAAGAGCGUCGCGAAGGGUAUGGUUGUUGGUCGGACGGCAGACGGAGGAGUAGUAACGGUCGGAGGAGGUGAUGGAGGAGUGUUGAGUCCUGGUGAGGGAGGAAUGAACCACGAUCCGAUGAACGGCGCCGGAAGGAGGUCGCCGGGGGGCAUUAGGAGUGGAAAGCAGCCGGCUGGGAUGAACGGCAGGUCUGAGACAUGGGGUUGA